AUGCAGAUGCCGCCUCCCCCACCACUCCUGCUCACCAAGCGCGUGACAGCAUUUCUACGAGCCAAUCUCUCGCCGCACAUCCACUCGGCCAUGCUGACCUCCCCCGCGGGCAGCCUCCUCGCCCACGCCAGCAACCUCCCCUCCAGCGCCCUCCGCCGCCAGGCCGCCGUGGCCGCCUCGCUAUUCCAGGGCCCAUCCGACACCCCCGCAACAUCCACAACCAACACGCCGGCCCCAGGCGGGUCCGUACGAUCCCGCAAGUCGGGAAAACACGCCUCGCCCUCUGUAACCGUCCACCUCGACAACGGCGCCGUGUUUGUGAUCCGCCGCCUGCGCUGCGGGAUGUUGUUUAUCUGUAUGGGCGGGACGGAGGGUCCGACGGCUUCGGGUCGGGUUACUCCGACUGGGCCAGCAGCACACCACAAUCGUCGCAACACAACCGACGCACACCCACCCCAAGACGACGACCAAGACACGCCUCUUACCUCGAUCCUCUCCUCCCACACAACAGGCGCCGCAUCAACAACAACAAGCAGUACCAGCGCCACAGCGACAACACCCACGGCCGCAGCAGCCUCGCUGAUGAGGCGGCAGGUGGAUGAGCUGGCUAGGUGGUUGGAUGAGAGGUUGGGGGGGUUGAGUGUACCUGAGGAGGGGAUUGGGCUGGGAGGGGGGAAUAUUGAACUGGCGGUGCGGUAG
Dichotomopilus funicola is the source of this 699-nucleotide messenger RNA. RefSeq lists its product as uncharacterized. The record is from RefSeq and is a predicted model, not a curated record. The transcript has 2 exons. Bases 1 to 699 code for a protein of 232 amino acids. Lineage: Eukaryota; Fungi; Ascomycota; Sordariomycetes; Sordariales; Chaetomiaceae.